GAUGUCAGAUACCACUUAGGCUAUGGUUUUAAGUGUUACUAACAUUUAAGUUUAAAUCAGUUUCAGAAAAGGCAGGACCAUAAAAUGGCAGUGUUAAAAAUUACGAUGGGCUUAUUUUUCCCUCCCAGCAGAUUAAAGGGGAGAUUUUGAGAAUAGUAAUAUUUGAGUAUGGUUUGGACAAGAAACCUCUUUUAAAAAUGACCUGCCCUGAUACCCUGAGUGAAACUGACUACUUCAGUACCAUCUUAGGCUCUGUUACAUUGGUGAAGGAACUAGAGAGAAAUAUAGUAUGCAUCCAAUUUUACUGUUUACCUGUGACUCAGGUGUUCUCAAAUGUUACAAUUCAUGAAACUGAUGAAAUAAAUGUUACAAUUUAUAAAACUGAUGAAGGGGUUGAAGGAAGAGGGAGAUAAGACAGUUGUUACUUUGAAGAUAGGUAGGAAAUAUUAAUAGAAAUAUUAAUUUGUUUGUUUGGUAGGAAAUAUUAAUAGAAAAUUUGAUGCUUCUCUUAAAAUGAAAAAUGUGUCACCUUGCCAAAGUUCUAAAUUAAGUUCCUUCCUUCCUUUUUCUUUUUUUAGACAGAAUCUCUCUGUUGCCUGAGUGCCUGAGAUAGUGUCAUGGCCUCAGCCUAGCUCACAGCUACCUCAAUACUCUUGGGCUCAAGCAACCCUUCUGCCUCAGUCUCUGGAGUAGCUGGAAUUAUAGGCCGCCACCACAAUGUCUGGCUAAUUUUUCUACAUUUUUUAAAAUAGAGAUAAGGUCUCACUCUUGCUCAGACUGGUGUUGACCUCCUGAGCUCAAAUGAUCUUCCUACCUCAGUCUCCUAGAAUGCUAGGAUUACAGGCAUGAGCCGUGGUACCUGGCCCUAAAUCAGGUUUCUAACUUUAAAAAACUUGCCUAUGCAGUUGUAUGCAAAGCUUAAUUAUCAUGGAGAUUAUAAGGCAGAGAGACCUCCUCUGUGGUCUCAUACCUCCUUUGAUAGGUAUGACGUUUUUGUUGUUGACUGAAAUCAUUUGGUCUAAUCUCUGCUCCAUUGUUCUAAUUUUUUGUUACUAAAAAUCUAGAUUAAAAAAAAGGAAAAAAUAUUUAAGAAAUCAAAUUUUACCCAGUCGGUAUUCUGGCCCCGACUUUGCUAUUCCCCUCCACGAAGCCAUUUGCCAAAGCCAGAUACGGUUUACUUAUUGUUCCCCAAACCUUCCUGACUCUGUAAGCAUUAUUCCAGUUUGGAAUGUUCUUUUGUCUACUUUCCUUUGGUCUAAGUUCUGUCUUUCCUUCAAAUUUUGGCUUCUACUUAUCCUAUGAAGCCUUUCCCAACCUUUCCACUCUUGGUGGUCAUUCCAGUCUUAGAAUUCCUGAAGUAUUACCUAAUUGAAACACUCAUUUGGCACUUGGAUCAUGUUAUCUUGUAUUAUUACUUAUUCAUUUAUAUGACUAUCUUCUCCAGCAAAAUCAAGGGUUUCUUGAGGGUAGACAGCUUGUCUUAUAUGCCUCUUUGUAAUUCCAUUGCCUAGUACAGAGGAUAUGGUAAUUAAUAGGUUUGAUUCUAUAAUUUGGAUCCAAUGUCAUCAUACAUAGUAACAGGACAGUUCCCCCCCCCCCCAAUUUAGGUUAUUUUUGUAACACUCCCACAAAAGCCAAAGGUAAAGUACAUUGAAUUCAUAAAAUAAUUCUUUGUAUUAUAAGGAGAUAGGUUCAUAUUCCCUAAUUGCAAUCCUUUUUUUUAAAUUUGUGAAUAGUUAUUGUUUUAUCAAUUUCUUUUGAAAAACAUGGUUUGGGCCAGAUAUCUUGACAGAAACCAAAAUUAUCAGUGUUUUUAUUUUAAAAUUCUUCCUUGCCGUAGCAAAAUUGCACUUUCAUGACAUAAGCCCAAGUACAUUUAUAAAUACUGCAUGGAUGUGUAGCCAAAUUGUUUAAAAUGUCAACCUUAAAAUCCCUUAAAUAGAGAGUUAAAAUAUCAAUAAACAGAUACUUAGUUGCUAUUUUCUUUCAGGGAUUUUCCAAAUCUCAAAUUAUUAGGGUUUUUAAAAAUUUUGUUAUUUUAUAGAGUUCUAUAAUAGCUGAUAUUUGAUAGCUGUAUUUGUUGUGUUUGCUAUAAUUAUCAAGUAUUUAUGGAUAAUAAAUAUCAAGUAUUUAUGGAGCACCCAUUCAUUUGCAGUGAGCAGUUAUUUUUAAAUGCUUUUUUGCAUUUAUAGAAACAUUUCUUUUUAAAAGCUUGCCAGGGAGAAUACGUACAAUUAUUAUAUAUCCAUAAAAAUUUAAAAAACUCACCAGGAAUACUUGGUGGUUUUUCUCUAGUCAUAAUUAGAAUUAAUCACAUUUUACUUGAUCCUAUGUCUUUAGGAUCCAAAAACCUUAAUUUUUAAUUUAAUAUCAUUUAAGCAAAAAUAGUCACUCAACUUGAUGAAAUGUUUGAUUAGCAAAACAUCCAUGAAUCUUGAUUAUAUCUGAAGGCCUGAGCCAUUAGUUUAACAGAGCAUUGAAAUGACACUGCUAUUGCAUUGCCAAAAAGCCUAAAUACUUGUAGCAGGAGGACUACUAGGUAUGUAAGGGUUUGUGUUUUUCUUCUUUUUCUUUUUUUCCCAACUUUUAAAAUUUUAUCAUUUUUUAAAUUUCUUAACAUAAUUAGGGUAUAGAUUUAAAGCAAAAUUAUUUUUUCCUUACUAGGAAGCAAAAAGCUACCAUUCUGGUGUAAGUUUAUCAUAAAACCAUACUAACAUGAGCCUGGGGCCCUCACCAAAGUCUUGAAAAAUACACUUGUUUUUCUUUCCAAGAUCCUGAAUAAAACAUACUUUUUAAAGAAACAUUUUUUAAAAACCCCAGUUGGCCCAAGGACCACUUUCCUAAAGUCCAGAGUUCCAGCCUUGGACUUUUACCCAUGGUCAUAUUCUUAUCUGGGGUUACACUUGUUAAGCCAGUAUUUUAAAAGAAAACACCCUGAUUUUGUUCACUUUUGUUUUCCUAUACAAGAAUCUUUACAGUCAACAUGUACUUCUAGAUGCUGUAUUGAAAUUGCUGGCAGAGUCUAUUCUAUACAAACUGAACAAUCUGGCCCCUUGUUUUAUUUGUAAAGGUUCAAUGUAUCUAUGCCUGCCUACUUCAGUCUGCAAGGGAGUGUCAGAAAGGCCCCGCAUUCGCCGAGCCCAGCAAAAGGGAGACACAUCAGCUGGAACAAAAUAGUGGAAGAAAUGGCGUCUGGGGUUCAGUGGGGAUUCGCAGUGUGAGACACUACUCGUCAGCGAAUCAAAUUCAGUGAUGACAGAGUAUGCAAGAGUCACCUUCUCAACUGUUGCCCCCAUGAUGUGCUUUCUGGAACUAGAAUGGAUCUUGGAGAAUGUCUGAAAGUCCACGACCUGGCUUUAAGAGCAGAUUAUGAAAUUGCAUCCAAAGAACAAGACUUUUUCUUUGAACUUGAUGCCAUGGAUCAUCUGCAGUCAUUCAUUGCAGAUUGUGAUAGAAGAACAGAAGUGGCUAAAAAAAGGUUAGCAGAAACUCAAGAAGAGAUUAGUGCUGAAGUAGCAGCAAAGGCAGAACGUGUUCAUGAGUUAAAUGAAGAAAUUGGAAAACUGUUAGCCAAGGUGGAACAAUUAGGAGCUGAAGGGAAUGUGGAAGAAUCCCAGAAAGUCAUGGAUGAAGUAGAGAAAGCACGGGCAAAGAAGAGAGAAGCAGAGGAAGUUUAUCGGAAUUCUAUGCCAGCUUCCAGUUUCCAACAGCAGAAGCUUCGAGUCUGUGAAGUCUGCUCUGCCUAUUUAGGUCUUCAUGAUAAUGACAGACGAUUGGCUGAUCAUUUUGGGGGUAAACUACAUCUGGGAUUUAUUGAAAUAAGAGAGAAGCUUGAAGAAUUAAAGAGAGUUGUAGCUGAGAAGCAGGAGAAAAGAAACCAAGAACGCCUGAAACGAAGAGAAGAAAGGGAGAGAGAAGAAAGGGAGAAGCUGAGGAGGUCCCGAUCACAUAGCAAGAAUCCCAAAAGAUCCAGGUCCAGAGAGCAUCGCAGACAUCGAUCUCGCUCCACAUCACGGGAGCGCAAGAGGAGAACUCGAUCCAAAUCUCGGGAGAAACGCCAUCGCCACAGGUCCCGCUCCAGCAGCCGCAGUCGCAGCCGCAGCCACCAGAGAAGUCGGCAUAGUUCUAGAGAUAGGAGCAGAGAACGCUCUAAGAGGAGAUCCUCAAAAGAAAGAUUCAGAGACCAAGACUUAGCAUCACGUGACAGAGACAGGAGUUCAAGAGACAGAUCACCUCGUGACAGAGAUCGAAAAGAUAAGAAGCGGUCCUAUGAGAGUGCUAAUGGCAGAUCAGAAGACAGGCGGAGCUCUGAAGAGCGUGAAGCAGGGGAGAUCUAACUAGCGGUGUACAUAUCUUCAAUACUUAAGCUUCCCGUGGAGUUACAUACAUUGUUUAGUUUACAGCUGUUCAGGGUGACAGUGAGCAGAUCCCAACACCGAGCCAGCUAGGCUAGAUGGACAGUAUCUAACUUGAUCUGAACUGAACCUGUUUUCCUUGUUGAAGCCUAAAACGGCAUCCAUAGUUUCUGGUGAACCUAUAAUACCAUUCUGAAAGUACCGUUUUAUAUAAUAAGACACUGAUCUCUUUAUUCUUUCAAGUAGGAGUGAUAGUGAACAAACUGUGUUAUUUGCCUUGGGAUUUUCUGAACAUUUGUAAAAUGCUGUCUGCCUUUCUAGUCCAAACAGCAGCAGUUUGGGAAUUGUUCUUUUUAAUUAUUCUUCCUCAGACUUGUAUCCCUGAAUACCUGCACCCUCCAAUCGUUAGAGAAAAGGGACAGGGAAACAAUAUAGCUUCUGUUCUAAGGUUAUAUUCCCAUUAUUAACUUGCUAAUUACAGUUCAGAGCAUUCAUACUGGAAUGUGUGCUGGAGAAAUUGAUAAUAUUGAGGUUUUGUGUUUGUUUAAUGGUGCCUAUUUAGAGUUGGAAGUUGAACAGCUGUUGCAUUACAUACUUUUUGCUUUUUAUUGAAAUUUUGAAAUCAAAUUUGUCUUGAUUUUUCUGUUCUAUUGAAUUGCUAUGUUCAGGAUGUUCUGCAGGGGGUGGGGGCAGGGACUCUUUCGUAAUAAGCACUUGUUUUAUUUUGUGUGUGUGGAGUAUAAAGACUACACCCUUAUUGUAAAAAAAAUAAUAAUAAAAUGAAAGAAACAAUCACCACCAUCAUUACUUAACUAACUUGUCUAGUACAUUGUCAUUAGAACU
Nycticebus coucang (slow loris) is the source of this 5198-nucleotide messenger RNA. RefSeq names its product LUC7 like 2, pre-mRNA splicing factor (gene LUC7L2). The record is from RefSeq and is a predicted model, not a curated record. Gene Ontology annotation, cellular component: U1 snRNP; U2-type prespliceosome. The transcript has 11 exons. Gene Ontology annotation, biological process: mRNA splice site recognition. NCBI's taxonomy places the organism in Eukaryota, Metazoa, Chordata, Mammalia, Primates, Lorisidae. Gene Ontology annotation, molecular function: mRNA binding. Bases 3318 to 4337 code for a protein of 339 amino acids.